GGAAAUGCUACCACAACAACCACAAUUGAGAAUAUUAAAGAAUCCGAAUAGGUCGGAGUUUGAGUUCAAAUCUGAGCCCCGGCUUCGAGAACUCAAACCCCUGCAUAUUCGGAUUCAAGAGUAUAAUGAAGCUAGAGGUAGAAUAUUCGGUCGAGUGACGAAUAAAAUUAGAAAAGCUCGAGAACGUUAUAAAGUGAGGAAAAGGCUACGUCAUGAAAUUUCGUCGGCAUCACUUUGCGAGGGUGAAGACUCACGUCUGUAUACGCGGUUAAGUAUAGGAGGCCAGGAGAUAAUAGGUCUACUCGAUAGCGGGGCAACGGUCACGUGUCUCGGAAAGAACUGCAUGCAAUUCGUGGCAAAAGCCGGUCUGGAAGUACAUAAUUUCAGUACUAUUAUUAAAACCGCGGAUGGCACGAGUCAUCCAAUUGUUGGUCGCGUUAGGUCUGAAGUUAGGUUUCGUGAUGCGGUAAAUGUUAUCACAUUCUAUUUAGUGCCUACUGUGAAUCGAGAGCUCUUCUUGGGUCGUCACUAUCCUGUCUCC
Lucilia cuprina (Australian sheep blowfly) is the source of this 541-nucleotide messenger RNA. RefSeq lists its product as uncharacterized. Gene Ontology annotation, molecular function: aspartic-type endopeptidase activity. The annotation marks the transcript as partial. The record is from RefSeq and is a predicted model, not a curated record. Lineage: Eukaryota; Metazoa; Arthropoda; Insecta; Diptera; Calliphoridae. Gene Ontology annotation, biological process: proteolysis. The transcript has a single exon.